CUGGUUUCCUUUCCCUCCACGUUAGCUGCCUGGUUGAUAAAUAGGUUUCUUAGAGGGCAGGUGGCACCUACAUUGCUACUCAUGGCUUGGUUGUAGAGCGGUUGUCUGCUUUUGUUAUUUGUCCUGUAACAAAUAGGAGCAGGUUUUUAGGGACUUCUCUCUGUUCUGAUUCCUCAGUGCUCUAGUUUGAUGGUGAGUGAACUCUUCAGGUAGAGCCACUCAUUAAAAGGGUUUCCCUGAAACCUUGGCACUGCGGUUGCAACAUCUAUCGUUGUCAUCGCUCACAAGAACAACUGGCACAAUCAGAGCACUGCAUAGAAGACCAUGGGGAGAUUACGAACUAUCCUUCUUUUGUGCCUUGGUUUUCUUCUAGUCCAUGUAAGGGGUCAACGUGAUUUUGAUUUAGCUGAUGCUCUUGAUCAUCCAGAGGACAUAAUUACCAGGAAACCUACAGUGAUCAGAAGACCAACAAGAAGGCCGGUGCUGAAUAAUGAUUUGCAUUUAGGAGAUGCUCUUGGUGGGGGUGACAUCCCAAGAAAACCUUUAUAUCCACCUCUUCCACCACGACCAGGAAGCCACAGUGAUUCUGGAGGUUUUAAUGACUUAGAUCUCCUUGAUGGGAAGCCUUUACCACCACAGCUACCAGGAGAAGACGAGCAUCAUUUCAAUCAUGGAGGAAAUACUGAUUCAGGAUUAAUAGCUGGAGUCACAUCUCCUAUAAUUUCUGCUUUUGUGAUAUUAGUUGUUGGAUCGAUAGCAGCCUACUCGGCUUACAAGAACAAGAAACUUUGUUUUAAACCACGAGGUCGGGCUACAGUGUAAACUGCUGAAAGAAAAGUUACCCAAUGACGACAGGCUGCUUUGAUUGGCGAUAUUAUCUUACAGAUUGCUCUUCUAAACUGAUGGUUUCCUUGGUCCAGAAAAGGAGCAUUCAGUCACAGCCUGACAAACUUUUAUUCUACUUCGUUUUUGUCAUCCUGAUACAGAAAAGUUUACCAAUCUUCCUCUGAACAUUUUGUUGAGACAUUGCAAUUCUCUUCUACCUGAUGUUACUCUUCCACCUUGAACCAUACGUCGUUAAAGAUGUGCUUAAACAGCUGUAGAUAAUAUUGCACUAUAUGAUGUCUAUUAAUAAAGGUGGAAUAGGUAUUUUGAUUCAAAAGUUAUUUUAGAUAAUAAAAUCCCCAAGAAAUCAAGUAUAAUAUGUACUUGAAAUUUAAUGAUUUUGGUUUCUGAGCAUUUGAGUCACUGAGCAUUUUUUCUUGUUUUCAUAAUCAGCCAAAAUAGUUGAUCCUUCUGAUAGAGUAAGGCAAUUGCCACUUCCAGUCAUACAUUUUGUGUUUCUUUAGUAUAUAUCUGUAUUGUCUAUAAUGUUUAAGGAAAAGUUGAAGUUAUAUAAAAAAAUUAAAAAUUAUAAUGCCUUUAUUUUGUAUCUAAUGUCUGAAUUCUUGCAAAAUAGAGCUAUAGAUGAAAAAUGUAUUAAUUUUUAAUUUUAAAUAUAGCAUGAGAAUAUGUAUACUGAUGGACCACUGUUUAAAAAAAAUCCCCGAAACAUGAAAGGAACACAUAUUUUGUUUUGUUUUGUUUUUUUUGAAAUGGUGUUUAGGUCUUCUCAAGAACUGGAAACUGAAAUAAAUUUUGUAAAUUCUCUUCUUGAAAACUUAACAGCCUGUUCUAGAAGUCUUUAUAGUCAUUAUAAUCUGACAGUUCUUUUUUAAUAAAGAAUCAUAUUAUUGAUAAUUUCUGUAAAGGAAAAAUAGGCACAAAGUUUUUGGAAUCAUUUAGAACUAGUCUGUGACACUUUGUUCUGUAAAAUUUAUGUCACACCUACUUUUAAAUUUCAUAUAUAUCCUUUAGCAGAGGCAAGGUUGAUACUGAAACCUUUUCUAGCAAGGCUGUUUCAUCUUUUCCCCUUGUUCCUGACCAGCCAAGCUGUGCUAACAAAUGUUCUCAUGUAGACAUCCUGUUAUCAAUAAAAACUGGCAUUUUCCUGA
Molecule: messenger RNA, 1994 nt
Organism: Dromaius novaehollandiae (emu)
Lineage: Eukaryota; Metazoa; Chordata; Aves; Casuariiformes; Dromaiidae
Gene: XG
Product: Xg glycoprotein (Xg blood group)
Exons: 9
Coding region: 325-822 (165 amino acids)
Biological process (GO): homotypic cell-cell adhesion; positive regulation of neutrophil extravasation; T cell extravasation
Cellular component (GO): plasma membrane
Source: RefSeq, a predicted model, not a curated record